Mandrillus leucophaeus (drill) is the source of this 6273-nucleotide messenger RNA. It is a transcript of the gene FER1L4, whose product is annotated as fer-1-like protein 4. NCBI's taxonomy places the organism in Eukaryota, Metazoa, Chordata, Mammalia, Primates, Cercopithecidae. Gene Ontology annotation, biological process: plasma membrane organization. Gene Ontology annotation, cellular component: membrane. The record is from RefSeq and is a predicted model, not a curated record.
CGGUGCGUGCAACGACUAACAGGGCUGUCCGGCACCCACGACCGACAAGUGAAGCUCACCUUUCGAGGUUUUACCCAGAAAACAAGAAAAAUUCGCUGUGGUCAAGAAGCAGAUAUUGGUGAGCUGUUCCGAUGGCCCCACUAUGGGGCUCCACUGGCUGGGGAGUGUCUGUCUGUGCAGGUGGUCAACUGCAGCCCUGUAUUCAGCCCUAGGCCUCUAGGGACCCUGGUGAUCUCCCUGCAGCAGCUACAGAAUACUGGGCAUUUGGUGCUACAGGAAGCCCUAGUGGAUGAGAAUCUUCGAGUGUCCCCGAUCCAGGUGGAGCUUGACCUGAAGUACCAGCCCCCAGAGGGUGCUACUGGAGCCUGGUCAGAAGAGGACUUUGGGGCACCCAUCCAGGACAGCUUGGAGUUAAUUAUCCCCAAUGUGGGCUUCCAGGAACUGGAGCCUGGGGAGGCCCAGCUGGAGCGGCGGGCAGUGGCUCUAGGCCGCAGGCUAGCUCGAAGCCUAGGCCAGCAGAACGAUGAGGAGAAUGAGCUGGAGCUUGAGCUGGAGCAGGACCUGGAUGAUGAGCCUGACGUCGAACUUUCUGGUGUUGUGUUCAGCCCCCUCAAGAGCCGCGCCAGGGCCCUGGCCCAUGGGGAUCCCUUCCAGGUGUCCAGAGCUCAAGACUUCCAGGUGGGAGUCACCGUGCUAGAGGCCCAGAAACUGGUCGGAGUCAACAUUAACCCCUAUGUGGCUGUGCAAGUGGGGGGGCAGCGCCGCGUGACCGCCACACAGCGUGGGACCAAUUGCCCCUUCUACAAUGAGUACUUCUUGUUCGAAUUUCAUGACACACGGCUUCGCCUCCAAGACUUGCUGCUGGAGAUCACGGCUUUCCAUUCGCAGACCCUCCCGUUUAUGGCCACCCGGAUAGGCACCUUCAGGAUGGACCUGGGCAUCGUCUUGGACCAGCCAGAUGGCCAAUUCUACCAAAGAUGGGCUCCGUUGCAUGAUCCGCGGGACACCCGCGCCGGGACCAAGGGCUUCGUUAAGGUCACCUUGUCCGUGAGGGCGCGCGGGGACCUGCCCCCUCCAGUGCUACCCCCGGCCCCAGAGCACUGUUCGGACAUUGAGAAGAACCUGCUCCUGCCGCGCGGAGUGCCAGCCGAGAGGCCGUGGGCGCGGCUCCGCGUGCGCCUGUACCGCGCCGAGGGGCUUUCCGCGCUGCGCCAGGGGCUGCUGGGCAGCCUGGCCCGCGCCCUGCACGACCAGCGCGUCCUGGUGGACCCCUAUGUGCGGGUGUCUUUCCUGGGGCAGGAGGGCGAGACGUCGGUGCGCGCCCAGGCGGCGGCGCCUGAGUGGAACGAGCAGCUGAGCUUCGUGGAGCUCUUCCCACCGCUGACGCGGAGCCUCCGCCUGCAGCUGCGGGACGACGCGCCCCUGGUAGACGCGGCCCUCGCUACGCACGUGCUGGACCUGAGGCGGAUCUCCCAUCCGGGCCGAGCAGCGGGGUUUAACCCUACUUUCGGCCCGGCCUGGGUGCCCCUCUAUGGCUCGCCCCCCGGCGCGGGGCUCCGGGAUGGUCUUCAAGGUCUCAACGAAGGCGUUGGCCAAGGCAUUUGGUUCCGCGGCCGCCUUCUGCUGGCUGUGUCCAUGCAGGUGUUGGAAGGGAGAGCUGAACCUGAGCCUCCCCAGGCCCAGCAGGGGUCCAGGUUGUCCCGGCUCACCCGAAAGAAGAAAAAGAAAGCCAGGCGGGAUCAGACCCCAAAGGGAGUUCCGCAGCACGUGGACGCCAGCCCCGGUGCUGAGGUGCCUGAGAUUCCCAAUGCCAUGGAGGUGGAGGUGGAGGAGCUACUGCCGCUGCCAGAGAAUGUCCUGGCGCCCUGUGAAGAUUUCCUGCUUUUCUGUGUGCUCUUCGAGGCCACCAUGAUCGACCCUGCCGUGGCCUCCCAGCCCAUCAGCUUCGAGAUCUCCAUUGGUCGCGCAGGCCGCCUGGAGGAGCAACUGGGCCGAGGGUCCAGGGCCGGGGAGGGAACUGAGGGUGCGUCAGCAGAGGCUCAGCCUCUGCUGGGAGCCAGGCCAGAGGAGGAGAAAGAGGAGGAGGAACUGGGGACCCCUGCUCAGUGGCCUGAGCCCAUGGACGGCAGCGGGCCAUACUUCUGCUUGCCCCUCCGUCACCGCAAGCCAUGCGUGCAUGUGUGGAGUCGCUGGGAGGACCACACCUGGCGCCUGCAGAGCAGCAACUGCGUGCACAAAGUGGCUGAGAGGCUGGACCAGGGGCUGCAGGAGGUUGAGAGACUGCACCGCAGGCCGGGGCCUGGCGCCUGUGCACAGCUCAAGCAGGCACUGGAAGAGCUGGUGGCUGGGAGCAGACAGUUUUGCCGCGGUGCCGAGCGCAGGACGAUGACCCGGCCCAAUGCCCUGGAUCGAUGCCGAGGGAAACUCCUGGUGCACAGCCUGAACCUUUUGGCUAAACAAGGACUGCGACUUCUACGCGGCCUGAGACGGGGCAACGUGCAAAAGAAGGUGGCAUUGGCCAAGAAGCUCCUGGCCAAACUGCGCUUUCUGGCUGAGGAGCCCCAGCCACCCCUCCCCGACGUGCUGGUCUGGAUGCUCAGUGGGCGGCGCCGCGUGGCCUGGGCCCGAAUCCGUGCCCAGGAUGUGCUGUUCUCUGUGGUCGAGGAGGAACGGGGCCGGGACUGUGGGAAGAUCCAGAGUCUAAUGCUCACGGCACCCGGGGCAGCCCCUGGUGAGGUCUGUGCCAAGCUGGAGCUCUUCCUGUGGCUCGGCCUGGGCAAGCAAGCCAAGGCCUGCACCUCUGAGUUGCCCCCGGAUUUGCUGCCCGAGCCCUUGGUCGGACUGCCCUCCAGCCUACACCGGGACGACUUUAGCUACUUCCAACUCCGGGCUCACUUGUACCAGGCCCGAGGUGUGCUGGCAGCAGACGACAGUGGCCUCUCGGACCCCUUUGCUCGAGUCCUCAUCUCUACCCAGUGCCAGACCACACGGGUCCUGGAGCAGACGCUGAGCCCUCUGUGGGAUGAACUCCUGGUAUUUGAGCAGUUGAUUGUGGACGGGAGGAGGGAGCAUCUGCAGGAGGAGCCUCCAUUAGUGAUCAUCAAUGUCUUUGACCACAAUAAGUUUGGCCCCCCUGUGUUCCUGGGCAGGGCACUGGCUGCCCCGAGGGUAAAGCUGAUGGAGGACCCAUACCAACGCCCAGAGCUUCAGUUCUUCCCCCUGAGGAAGGGACCACGGGCAGCCGGAGAGCUCAUUGCUGUCUUUGAACUCAUUGAACUGGACUACAGUGGCCGACUUGAGCCCUCAGUGCCCAGUGAUGUGGAGCCCCAGGAUCUGGCACCCCUGGUCGAGCCCCACUCUGGACGCCUGUCCCUUCCACCCAAUGUGUGCCCAGUGCUCAGGGAGUUCCGUAUUGAGGUGCUGUUCUGGGGUCUUAGGGGCCUUGGUCGUGUGCAUCUGUUCGAGGUGGAGCAGCCCCAGGUUGUACUGGAGGUGGCUGGGCAACGUGUGGAGUCUGAGGUCCUGGCCAGCUACCGUGAGAGCCCCAAUUUCACUGAGCUUGUCAGGCAUCUGACAGUGGACUUGCCGGAGCAGCCUUACCUGCAGCCCCCACUCAGCAUCCUGGUGAUUGAGCGCCGGGCCUUUGGCCGUACAGUCCUUGUGGGUUCCCACAUUGUCCCCCACAUGCUGCGAUUUAUAUUUCGGAGUCAUGAGGAUCCUCCUGAGGAGGAAGGAGAGAUGGAGGAGACAAGGGAUAUGAUGCCCAAGGGACCUCAAGGACAGAAGUCCCUGGAUCCCUUCUUGGCUGAAGCGGGUAUAUCCAGACAGCUCCUGAAGCCUCCUCUGAAGAAGCUCCCACUAGGAGGCCUCCUGAAUCAAGGCCCUGGACUGGAGGAGGACAUCCCAGAUCCGGAAGAGCUGGACUGGUGGUCCAAGUACUACACGUCACUGCAGGAGCUCCAGGGGCAGCACAACCUUGAUGAAGAUGAAAUGGAUGAUCCUGGAGAUUCAGAUGGGGUCAACCUCAUUUCUAUGGUUGGGGAGGCCCAAGACCAGGGUGAGGCUGAAGUCAAAGGCACUGUGUCCCGAAAAAAAGCAGUUGCCACCCUGAAGAUCUACAACAGGUCCCUGGAAGAAGAAUUUAACCACUUUGAAGACUGGCUGUAUGUAUUUCCUCUGUACCGAGGGCAAGGGGGCCAGGAUGCAGGUGGAGAAGAGGAAGGAUCUGGACACCUUGUGGGCAAGUUCAAGGGCUCCUUCCUCAUUUACCCUGAAUCAGAGGCAGUGUCAUUCUCUGAGCCCCAGAUCUCCCGGGGCAUCCCACAGAACCGGCCCAUCAAGCUCCUGGUCAGAGUGUAUGUUGUAAAGGCUACCAACCUGGCUCCUGCAGACCCCAAUGGCAAAGCAGACCCUUAUGUGGUGGUGAGCGCUGGCCGGGAGCGGCAGGACACCAAGGAACGCUACAUCCCCAAGCAGCUCAACCCCAUCUUUGGAGAGAUCCUGGAGCUAAGCAUCUCUCUCCCAGCUGAGACGGAGCUGACGGUGGCCAUAUUUGAUCAUGACCUCGUGGGUUCUGACGACCUCAUCGGGGAGACCCACAUUGAUCUGGAAAACCGAUUCUAUAGCCACCACAGAGCAAACUGUGGGCUGGCCUCCCAGUAUGACGUGGAUGGUUACAAUGCCUGGCGUGAUGCGUUCCGGCCUUCGCAGAUCCUGGCGGGGCUGUGCCAACGCUGUGGCCUCCCUGCCCCUGAAUACCGAGCCGGUGCUGUCAAGGUGGGCAGCAAAGUCUUUCUGACACCGCCGGAGACCCUGCCCCCAGGCAGCAGUGGCCCCAAGGUGAGUGGGGACCCUGAAGAGGCCCAGGCAUUGCUUGUGUUGAGGCGCUGGCAGGAAAUGCCGGGUUUUGGGAUCCAGCUGGUACCCGAGCAUGUAGAAACACGGCCUCUCUACCAUCCCCGUAGCCCCGGGCUGCUGCAGGUGCCACCUGCAGCUCCUGACUACGGCUCCUGUUGCUGGUCCCUGUGUCCCUGCUUGUCCUGGACCUCCAUCCUGGACCACACCCUCACCCCUGACCCUAGUCCUACAGGAUCCCCACCUCUGGGCACCAAGACUCAGGAUGUGCCCAGUGACUGUCAGUGGGCCAGGCCCAGGUCCCUCCUGUUUCCUGCAGCCUCUUUCAGGGCCCCGCUCGAGAGUCUGAAGCCACCCCCUAAUGUGCCCCACAGCUAUGAGCUCAGAGUUGUCAUCUGGAACACGGAAGAUGUGGUUCUGGAUGACGUGAAUCCACUCACCGGAGAGAUGUCGAGUGACAUCUAUGUGAAGAGCUGGGUGAAGGGGCUGGAGCAUGACAAGCAGGAGACAGAUGUUCACUUCAACUCCCUGACUGGGGAGGGGAACUUCAAUUGGCGCUUUGUGUUCCGCUUCGACUACCUGCCCACGGAGCGGGAGGUAAGCGUCCGGCGCCGGCCUGGACCCUUCGCCUUGGAGGAGGCCGAGUUUCGGCAGCCCGCAGUGCUGGUCCUGCAGGUCUGGGACUAUGACCGCAUCUCCGCCAACGACUUCCUUGGAUCCCUGGAGUUGCAGCUACCGGACAUGGUGCGUGGGGCCCGGGGCCCCGAGCUCUGCUCUGUGCGGCUGGCCCGUGAUGGGGCCGGGCCGAGAUGCAAUCUGUUUCGCUGCCGCCGCCUGCGAGGCUGGUGGCCGGUAGUGAAGCUGAAGGAGGCAGAGGACGUGGAGCGGGAGGCUCAGGAGGCUCAGGCCAGCAGGAAGAAGCGAAAGCAGAGGAGGAGGAAGGGCUGGCCAGAAGACCUGGAGUUCACAGACACGGGUGGCAACGUGUACAUCCUCACGGGCAAGGUAGAGGCAGAGUUUGAGCUGCUGACCGUGGAGGAGGCUGAGAAACGGCCGGUGGGGAAGGGGCGGAAGGAGCCAGAGCCUCUGGAGAAACCCAGCCGCCCCAAAACUUCCUUCAACUGGUUUGUGAACCCGCUGAAGACCUUUGUCUUCUUCAUCUGGCGCCGGUACUGGCGCAUCCUGGUGCUGCUGCUGCUACUGGCGCUGCUCAUCGUCUUCCUCCUCCUGGUCUUCUACACCAUCCCUGGCCAAAUCAGCCAGGUCAUCUUCCGUCCCCUCCACAAGUGACUCUCACUGACCUUGGACACUCACCCAGGGUGCCACCCCUUCAACGCCUGCUCCUGGAAGUCUUUCUUGCCAACGUGAGCUACCCGAGAGUCCAGCGCUUCCUCUGAAUAAACCUAUCACAGCCACUGA